AUGUUUGGUCUUGCUAAUAACAUCACCGACCUUGGGUCAACUCGCAUUCACAUGGGGAAAACCAACACGUAUGCGGACAAUCAACACCAGGGCUCUAUCUCUAUCAAAAGGCAUUUUUUAAGGGGACUCCUUUUCGCCAGUUCUUUUUGUUAUUACCUUAAUACCGAUAUCGAUGGUGUUGCAACAAGUAAGCAUUGGGUAUUGUUUGGAAAAAAAGUUAAGAGCCCUGGAGUAAACCAUCUGCUAUUUAUUAAUGAUCUAAAAUUCUUUGCAAAGAACGAGUCGCAAAUUGACUAUUUGGGCAGACUGUAUGCCUUUAUUGCAAAAACAUCGGUAUGGAAUUUGGUAUUGCAAACUGUGCUGUGUUGACAUUAGAGGGAAGAGAACAGAAAAUUGAGGGAUAAAUCUUCCAAUAAGGGAACGUCCAUAAGUGAUCCAGAAAAGAGUGGAUACAACUACCCGGGAGUACUUGAACUAGACUCUACCCUGGACAGAAAAAUGAAGGAGGUUGAGAAAGAUUCGUACAUGAGCAGACUCAAGUUACUCUUGAAGUCUAAGCUCAGCUGUGGUAAUUUGAUCAUGGCGAUAAACACGUGGGCUGUAGCGGUGAUAAGAUAUAGUGCAGGCGUUUUGGGUGGACCAAUGUGA
Molecule: messenger RNA, 648 nt
Organism: Porites evermanni
Lineage: Eukaryota; Metazoa; Cnidaria; Anthozoa; Scleractinia; Poritidae
Source: the annotation of a GenBank genome assembly